AUGACUUUCAAAGCCAUAAUUCUCGUCGGUGGACCUUCGCGCGGCACACGUUUUCGCCCGUUGUCACUCGAUUGUCCUAAAACGCUCUUCCCUGUUGCGGGCCACCCUGUCAUCUGGCACCAUUUAGAAGCCUUGUCCAGAGUCGAUGGCUUGCGAGAAGUACUGUUGAUUGGCUUUUUUGAGGCUUCAGUCUUUGAAAAUUUCUUAUUUGAUGCUACUAGAAAAUUCGGUGACAAGUUUCAUAUUCGAUACCUUCGAGAGUAUCGGGCUUUGGGCACUGCUGGAGGAAUUUAUCAUUUCCGAGAUGAGAUUCAAAGAGGAGACCCACAGCAUUUGUUUGUUCUCAAUGCGGAUGUUGCGUGCAGUUUCCCGUUGAAUGAGAUGAUGAAUUUUCACACUACCCAUCGAGGCCUGUGUACAAUACUUGGGACCAAGGUUCCCCCAGAGGAUGCGCAUAGAUUCGGAUGCCUAGUUGCUAAACCAGGUAGUAACGAAGUAUUACAUUACGUAGAAAAGCCCGAAAGCUUCAUUUCUGAUUUGAUCAGUUGUGGAAUUUAUCUUUUUGAUGUCGCCAUAUUUAAUACGAUGAAGGAGGCAACGCAAAACAAAGCUUCACAGAUUGCUUUGGACCCAUAUACGGACAACGACGAUAAACUACAAUUGGAGCAAGAUCUAUUACGAUCGCUUGCAGAGUUGCGCAAAUUGUAUGUCUUUGAGACUAAAGACUUUUGGCGACAGAUAAAGACUCCAAGUUCAGCUGUCCCUGCAAAUGCUCUUUAUCUUGAACAAUAUGCCAAGACAUUCCCCGAACGGUUGGCUAAAAGUGAAUCUGGUGGUCCACAAAUAGUUGGUGCUGUCUACAUUCAUCCUACAGCAGUCGUUGAUCCUCGCGCUAAGAUUGGCCCAAAUGUAACAAUUGGCCCUCGAGUAGUCAUCGGCAAAGGCGUUCGAAUCAAAGAUUCUAUUAUUCUGGACAAUGUUGAAAUCAAGAAUUUUGCAUGCGUUCUUCAUUCUAUCAUUGGGUGGGACUCUAAAAUUGGUACUUGGACGAGAAUCGAAGGAACGCCCGUGAUAAAUCAUCAAACCAUCAUUACGCAUAACGGUGUUAAAGUCCAAAGUAUUGCUAUUCUUUCCAAGGAUGUUACCGUGAAAGACGAAGUCGUAAUCAGAAAUUGUACCGUAUUGCCUCACAAGGAAUUGAAGAGCAGUUGUCAUAACGAGAUUUUGAUGUGA
Paraglomus occultum is the source of this 1233-nucleotide messenger RNA. Lineage: Eukaryota; Fungi; Glomeromycota; Glomeromycetes; Paraglomerales; Paraglomeraceae. The record is from the annotation of a GenBank genome assembly.